GGACACCCUUUUUAUCAACGUACAACUGUAACAGUCAAAAGGUCAUCGUGGCGGGCUGGCGGCUAGUAUUUCUACCGCUUUUCCGUCGUCCCCAACCCGCGGAAACAAGUCAAACCCCACCGGCCACCAUCCACCAUUCAACGGUUUCUACUCCCCUUCCUAUCGCAGUCCCCACCAAAACUACCGACGAUGUACCGCUCGUCGAGCUCCGGUCGAGUCUCCGAUGAGUUCUUUCCCUACCCCGUAACAUCUCCAACGCCCGCCUUCUCAUCUCCGAAUCCAAAAUCCACGUCUUCCGGCGCACUGGAUGAGCUGCCGUCGUAUCAUCCCCAAUCCCAGGUCGCUAAGAAGGACCGGAGCCGUCUCAGAUUUGCGGAGAACGCCAUUCACCUCAUCCCACUUGUACUAGUACUCUCUGCUAUUAUAUUGUGGUUUUUCUCCAGUCCAGUGCAAAUGCUGAGCAAAGGUGAUUCCAAUGUUGUCAGAGUCAACACUCCAGUGAUCUAUAGUAAAAUUGGGGCUGGACGGCUAUGAUCAAACUUAUCAAUCCAAGACCCAACCCGCAGUCAGUUGGGUAACCCCAUGGUAUACACAAUUCAUAUGAAAUGUACAUUGCACUCCAUAAUGUUACUUAUUCAUGAUUCAUGAUGUAAUUUCAUGGAGAUGAUGUAUGAAUUCAAUUUUUCAUCUCGCAGACAAGGACUCAUUUUGAUGGACUCUAGGAUCAUUGAUCCAUAUGAAGUGCUCAUUCUUGCAUAUAGUAUUACACCCCCAAUCCCUACUCAUCUAUUGAAGCUUUGGUUUAUGAAAGAAAGCGUUCAUAAAUCCAUAUGUUGAUGUAAUUUUCCUUAUUUUGGAUUUGGAGUACAAAGUGCAUCUUGUUGGGAAUAAUGGCUCUGAAAUACUGUCACGUAAACGGCCCGGUCCUCAUGCUCUUAUUAAGAAUGAAUGAAAGACAUCUAGAACCCGACCCUGGGACCAUGAUUACUUUUUAAGUGUUAGUAGCCGUUUGUUAUUCUUGUUAUUUUAAUUUUAGUGUCAUAUUUAUAUGUUAUUUACCAAACAUUGAUUUCUUAAUUGGAAAAUGUAUUUGUAUUUAAACGUUUUUGUACACACAUUCUAGUUGUCUUUGUACAUGGACAGUUAUUACAAAAGCCACAUAAUUUUUUAAAGAAAAGCA
Molecule: messenger RNA, 1180 nt
Organism: Cuscuta epithymum
Lineage: Eukaryota; Viridiplantae; Streptophyta; Magnoliopsida; Solanales; Convolvulaceae
Source: the annotation of a GenBank genome assembly